This is a messenger RNA of Humulus lupulus (European hop), 1151 nucleotides long. Its product is annotated as zingipain-2-like. Lineage: Eukaryota; Viridiplantae; Streptophyta; Magnoliopsida; Rosales; Cannabaceae. The record is from RefSeq and is a predicted model, not a curated record. The transcript is spliced from 2 exons. Gene Ontology annotation, cellular component: lysosome. The coding region runs from base 1 to 1080 and encodes 359 amino acids. Gene Ontology annotation, molecular function: cysteine-type endopeptidase activity.
AUGUUAAAACACUUAAUAAAUAUAUACAAUUUCAUACACUAUAUGAUGAGGUUUGCAACUGUAGUGUUCAUAAUAUUGGGAGUUUGGGCUAAUUCUCAAGCCAUAUUGUCUCGCACGUUGCAUGAAAAUGGCCUUAUCGACAUGCACGAACAAUGGAUGGCUCAGUACGGACGCACUUACGCCGACGACAUCGAGAAGAACAUUCGUUUCGAAAUCUUCAAGAACAACGUGAACUACGUUGAGAAUUUCAACAAAGAAGCCAAUCGAACUUACAUUGUGGGAAUCAACAAAUUUGCAGAUUUGACUAACGAAGAAUUCCUUAGUUACUUCACUGGUUUGAAGAUGGCUGUGGUCCCUUCAUCGAGUUCAUCUGGAGAAUACAACUCUUUUAAGUACGAAAACUUGACUGUUGAUGAUGUCCCGAGUAGCAUCGAUUGGAGAAACAAAGGUGCCGUGACUGAUGUAAAGAAUCAACGAAAAUGUGGGAGUUGUUGGGCCUUUUCUUCAGUGGCAGCAGUGGAAGGGAUUACACAAAUCACAACUGGGUAUUUGGUGUCACUAUCCGAACAACAACUAGUUGAUUGUUCAAGUGAGAAUAAUGGAUGCAAUGGUGGAUUCUUGGAGAAAGCAUUUGAGUAUAUAAUAAAAAACCAAGGCUUAACAACUGAAACCAGUUACCCUUACGAGGAUAGGGAUGAUUUGGCUUGUGAAGUUGGAACAAACGCAGUAGAAUUUGCUACACAGAUCACUGGCUACGAAAGAGUACCUUUAUAUAGUGAGGAGGCUUUGUUAAAGGCUGUUGCUAUGCAACCUGUCUCGGUUGGGAUUGAGGCAACAGAGAGUUUGAAAUUGUAUUCUUCUGGUAUCUUCACAGGUGACGACUGUAGUGGCAAUGAUGUAAGUCAUGCUGUUACGUUUGUUGGGUAUGGGACCACAGAAGAUGGAAACAAUUAUUGGUUGGCCAAGAAUUCAUGGGGAGAAAAUUGGGGUGAAAAUGGCUAUGUGAGGAUAAUGAGAGAUGUUGAAUCCUUUGAAGGUGUUUGUGGUAUUGCAACUGCAGCUGCCUAUCCAAUUGUCUAAGUACUAUUAUAUAAGUUGCAUUGAAAAAGUAAUAAAUUAAAAAAAAAAAAAAGUGUUGCUAUUUGGCUCAA